This is a messenger RNA of Hibiscus syriacus, 2254 nucleotides long. RefSeq lists its product as uncharacterized. The coding region runs from base 86 to 1105 and encodes 339 amino acids. The record is from RefSeq and is a predicted model, not a curated record. Lineage: Eukaryota; Viridiplantae; Streptophyta; Magnoliopsida; Malvales; Malvaceae. The transcript is spliced from 2 exons.
GCGACCUUUCCUAGAAUUCAUUGCGUGUUUCCUUCCUAAAAAUUCAAUUCAACAUUUUUUUUACUGAAAAUCAAAUUGGCCAAUCAUGAGAUUCAACAAAGGCAGCAAAGUCGAGGUUCUAACCGGGAACGAGGCUCCAACCGGCGCCUGGCGCUGUGCCCAGAUCAUCUCCGGCAACGGCCACACUUACAGCGUGAAGUACGGUUGGUUUCCGAUCACCGGCAAGGAGGCACCGGUGGGGAGAGUCCCCAGGAAAGCGAUUAGGCCUUGCCCUCCUCCUAUAAAUGGAGCCGAUGAUUGGGUUUCCGGUGACGUCGUUGAGGUGUUCGACGAUUUGUGCUGGAAACCGGCGGUGAUCGUUAGAGUUUUCGGUGGAAACAACUUCUCCGUUAGGAUUAUUGGAUCGAGUAGCGUACUCAAUGCACAUGAAUCUCGAUUGCGUGUACGGCAAUCUUGGGACGCUGGCAGAUGGUUCCUUGUUGGAAAGGGCUCGUCGAUUUCGUCUGGACCACCGAAGAGGAAAAGAUCAUUGCUUGGCAUCUCGGAUGCUGGUGGGAAGAAGACGAGGGUGAUUGAAAAAGUUAGUAUUGGUGGUCAAAGACUAAUAGUUCGGCUUCCUUGUCCAGCUUCUGAAAAGGUAGAUGCAUUUGUUUCCCCAAAAAAUAUACUGGGUGAAAGAUGUAUGCCUUCUUCAUUUCGUAGAAUUGAUUAUAUCAAUGAUACCAUGAGUUGUGCGUCAUCUGUUGGUAGUUGUAGUGGUUUAGGAAAUAAUGGUCAUAACUUGUCUCCAAGUUAUGUAACAAAAGGUUGUGAAAAUUUAGAGGAAUACUGUAGUUAUGCUGACUCAUAUUCUGAAAGGUGUUACGGAGAAGAAGGAAAUUCUUUCUCCACUAGUGUGGAAUUGGGAACAGAUUUCCAUAGGUCAGAGCUGCAUGCCUAUCAGAAAGCACUGGGGGCAUUGCAUGCUUCUGGGCCUUUGACUUGGGAAAAAGAAGAAAAGGUGACUAACCUACGUCGUUCUCUUAAUAUUUCAAAUGAUGAACAUUUGAGGGAGCUUAGAAAGUUGAGACAUGAUAAUAAUAGGUUUUUUGUUAGUUGUUGCUAGAUUUACUUCAAUGAUGUAGAUAUUGUAAAGAUACUUUAAAUUUUCAAUUUAGUAAUUGCUUUAUUAGUUUCUUCUGUUAUCUCCAUGAAAAAGGCUUUUGUUCUUUAUGUUUAGAUUUAGGCUUAUAUAUAUAUAUAGAAGCAUCAUUUUCCGUUCUUUUCGUUUUUUCUUUUGACCUUUCAUAAAUGUUGCAUAUUGUUGGGCGGAUAUUUCAGCACAGUAAAUUCUAUUAUCCCUUGUGAAGUUGUUGAGUUACAUUGAAUACAAAGAGGUGAAUUACAUUCUUAGUCGCUUGAAGAUUUGCUAAAUUGAAUUUAAGCAUAUACAAAUCUAAGUUCCAGAAACAGUAAAAUGAAUUGUAUGUUUCAGUCUUCCCAGCACAUUGAUAUUCAAAAAAAUUUCCUAUAACCAUAAGAUUACUUUGACCUUGUUCCUGGUCUUUACCCACACAAAAAAUGACCUUUCUUUCUAGUUCAGUUGCUGUUGGGAUUUUGGAAAUUGUGAUGUGAAGCUGGCUGGUUUAUGAUUCUAGCUAGUGUUUCAUACAUUUCCAGUUUUAUGUAUGUGUAGCUAUUCUACAUCAUAUCAUCAUGAUGUACAAUUCUUAUACUUGCUUUAUUUCAGCAGCAUAUGGAAUUAAUGUUGAGAAAUGUCUUGAUGCUUUCUCAGAAUAUCUCAUGGCCAAUGUUGGAGGCAUCAAUACUUUGCUUCUAAAGCCAUGAUGGACUGAGUAUGUCAUCUCUUACAGUUUACCAGGGGACAACAUCCAUGGUUUAUUCCUAAAGGAAGCCUUAAGCCUCGCUUUUGGUAUGAAUUAUUUCUAAAAAUAUUUAAACAUUCUGAUUUAUCUAUGGAAAUGGUAGUAUAAGUCACCGUAUUCCUUGUUGCAGAAAAACAAUAUAAUCUUAAAAGCUAGCGUACACUUUAGCAUGUAAAUUGUUAGGUUGUAGAUGCACUUAUGGAAAGACAAUCUUAUCUUCUUCUAUCCCCCCUGCCCCCACCCCCAAAAGAGUAUAUGAGAAUUUUAGAUAUAUCCCAUAGUGGAAUGGUUUCGUAUCUCUAGAAUGUACAUAUACAAUAAUGGAACAAUUUUGGUAGGAUGGUUAAUAAGUUUAUAUCUUGCUCUCUCUUCUUUUGAGCAGAUACUUA